This is a messenger RNA of Odobenus rosmarus divergens (Pacific walrus), 2364 nucleotides long. It is a transcript of the gene SCFD2, whose product is annotated as sec1 family domain containing 2. Bases 125 to 2176 code for a protein of 683 amino acids. Gene Ontology annotation, biological process: vesicle-mediated transport; intracellular protein transport. The transcript has 9 exons. NCBI's taxonomy places the organism in Eukaryota, Metazoa, Chordata, Mammalia, Carnivora, Odobenidae. The record is from RefSeq and is a predicted model, not a curated record.
GUCGGAGGCAGUACCACGUGUACUGUGUUGACUGUCAAAGCGUCAAGGAGCCCAAUUCCCGGAAGCUGUGAGUUCUAAAAGAAGUUCCUGUACUCUAGUGUCCCGACUCUGCGAACCCCCAAUCAUGAGCGCUCCGGGAGUGCUCUCCUUUACCCAGCAAGGCUGGGAGCAGGUGCUGGCCAAAGUGAAAUGGGCUCUGGUCUAUCUGGACGCCGCCUGCGCGGAGAGCUUGCACUGGGGCUGCGGAUCCACGCGACUCCUGGAGGCCGUGGGAGGGCCUGCGUGUCACCUGCGGGAGUUCGAGCCCGCAGCUGUCGGUGGUGGAGCCGAGCAGCCUAAGGCAGUAUUUGUGCUGAGCUGCCUGCUGAAAGGCCGGACCGUGGAGACCCUGCGGGAUAUCAUCUGCCGCAGUCACUUCCAGUAUUGUGUGGUGGUCACAGCCGUGAACCACGCUGUCCACCUCACCGCUAAUCACGUGCCGGCGGCUGCCGCGGCGGAGCUGGAAGGGCAGCCGGUGUUCGAGCAACUGGAGGAGAAACUGUGUGAGUGGAUGGGCAAUAUGAACUACACCGCCGAGGUGCUGCACGUCCCGUUGUUGCUCGCACCUGUUGCUCCCCACCUUGCCUUGACUCCAGCCUUUGCUUCCCUUUUUCCACUGCUACCCCAGGAUGUGCAUCUCCUUAACAGUGCCCGACCAGACAAGAGGAGGCUAGGAAGCCUGACUGAGGUGGAUGCCACCACCCUGCCCCCUGAGCUGCUUCUGCAGAUCAGGUGCCUGGUGUCAGGCCUCAGUUCUCUGUGUGAGCAUUUAGGGGUGCGGGAGGAGUGUUUUGCUGUAGGUUCCCUCAGUCGGAUCAUCGCUGCAGAUCUGGCUAAUUAUGGCCCUGCCAAGAACAGGAGGAAGACUGCCACAGGCAGGGCAUCAGUGGUCUUUGUAGACAGAAGUCUGGAUCUCACGGGAGCAGUUGGACAUCACGGAGACAACUUGGUAGAGAAGAUCAUUUCAGUGCUUCCCCAGCUUCCAGGCCACACCAACGAUGUGAUGGUUAACAUGGUGGAGCUUACGGCACUCCAGAAUGAGGAGAAAAAUCAGAGUAUGGUUGCACCAGGCUGUCUUGCACAAUCCAAUGACCCAGCUGCUAGAGCUCUGUGGGAAGCCUUACUGAGCACCAAGCACAAAGAGGCAGUGAUGGAAGUCCGGAGACAUCUAGUGGAAGCAGCAAGCAGAGAAAACCUGCCAAUCAAGAUGAGUAUGGGGAGAGCCACUCCGGGGCAGCUCAUGUCCUAUAUUCAGCUCUUCAAGAACAACAUCAAAGCUUUAGUGAAUCACUGUGGGCUCCUACAGCUUGGGCUGGCCACAGUUCAAACUCUGAAACACCCGCAGACUGCCAAGUGGGACAACUUUCUGGCUUUUGAAAGACUCCUUCUCCAGAGCAUUGGGGAGUCAACAAUGUCUGUUGUGUUAAAUCAGCUGCUGCCCAUGAUUAAGCCUUUGGACCAGAGGACCAAUGAUGACUACAGCCCUGAAGAGCUGUUGAUCCUCCUGAUAUAUAUUUAUUCUGUCAGUGGAGAGUUCACAGUGGACAAAAACCUGGGGGAAGCUGAAGAAAAAGUGAAGAAAGCAUUGGCUCAGGUCUUUUGUGAAGAGUCUGAAUUGUCACCUUUGCUACAAAAAAUCACAGGCUGUGACUCUUCAAUUAAGCUGACAUUUCACAAAUCCAAAAUUACUGCAGAUGAGCUCUUCGCCUCGCUUCGGGAUAUCGCUGGAGCUCGGAAUCUCAUGAAACAGUUUAAGUCUGUAUAUGUUCCUGGAAAUCAUACCCACCAGGCAUCCUAUAAGCCAUUGUUGAAGCAGGUUGUGGAAGAAAUAUUUAAUCCUGAGAGGCCAGAUCCAGUGGAUAUUGAACACAUGUCUUCAGGCCUCACUGAUCUCCUUAAAACUGGAUUCAGCAUGUUUAUGAAGGUGAGCCGGCCUCAUCCCAGCGACCACCCUCUCCUGAUCCUCUUCGUGGUGGGCGGGGUCACGGUCUCAGAAGCCAAGAUGAUCAAAGACCUUGUGCCGUCCCUGCAGCCAGGAACCCAGGUCAUCGUGCUGUCCACGCGACUCCUGAAGCCACUUAACAUUCCUGAGCUGUUAUUUGCCACUGACCGGCUGCAUCCAGACCUUGGCUUCUGAGCGGCUGCUAAGAGGAGAGCUGCCCGAGGUGGAAACACCCAUCCUGUUGCCUGCCACCAUUCAAGAUAUGCCUCCAAACCCAGUGUCCUCUUGCUAAUUGUGGGGAGGACAGAAUUCUGCCCCAAAGGUCUUGAGAACCAUGUAGCAAAGUGCUUUGCUUGGACUGCCGGCGAGUCUUAAAAAAAAAA